AUGGAGGCACUUUUGGAUGGGGUAGUGGAGCGAAGAGGAGUUCUCGUCCCAGAGGACUGGCAGGAGUGGACACAUCACCACACUAUGUCAGCCUGGUGGGAGAUCACCACACAGGUGUCAGAUACAACUCCAGACCACUGGCUGGGAAGCAUUGUGCCUUACAGGUGCCCACAAGGAGACAGCUUGGAGCCAGGAGGUGCCCAACCAGAGCAAAGGGAUCUCUUCCUGGAGCCUGCACAGUUUCCAUCCAGGAGAGUGCAGAUAUGGCCAGAUUCUCCACCACCUCCUCCAACUACACCUCCAACUAGACCUCCAACUGCACCACCUCCUCCAACUACACCUCCAUCUGUACCACCUCCUCCAACUACACCCCCAUCUGUACCACCUCCUCCAACUACACCCCCAUCAGCACCACCUCCUCCAACUACACCUCCAUCUGUACCACCUCCUCCAACUACACCUCCAUCUGUACCACCUCCUCCAACUACACCUCCAUCUGUACCACCUCCUCCAACUACACCUCCAUCUGUACCACCUCCUCCAACUACACCUCCAUCUGUACCACCUCCUCCAACUACACCUCCAUCUGUACCACCUCCUCCAACUACACCUCCAUCUGUACCACCUCCUCCAACUACACCUCCAUCUGUACCACCUCCUCCAACUACACCUCCAUCUGUACCACCUCCUCCAACUACACCUCCAUCUGUACCACCUCCUCCAACUACACCUCCAUCUGUACCACCUCCUCCAACUACACCUCCAUCUGUACCACCUCCUCCAACUACACCUCCAUCUGUACCACCUCCUCCAACUACACCUCCAUCCGUACCACCUCCUCCAACUACACCUCCAUCUGUACCGCCUCCUCCAACUACA
Messenger RNA from Chiloscyllium plagiosum (whitespotted bambooshark), 879 nucleotides. The record is from RefSeq and is a predicted model, not a curated record. NCBI's taxonomy places the organism in Eukaryota, Metazoa, Chordata, Chondrichthyes, Orectolobiformes, Hemiscylliidae.